AUGGCUGCCACAGGUGGCUCUGUUCCGACGAAGCUGCCAUCGAGCGCUCCGCCGAUGGUGCACACCAUCCGAGGCAUCAUCAUAACGGUGACUUCUGUUGCGCUGGUGGUAUGCUGCACGAGACUCUAUAUCCGCAGAUUUGUUACUCGAUCAUUUGGUCUCGAUGAUUACCUCGUUAUCCUUGCAUUGAUAAUGGUGGUGUUGUUUGCAAUUCUGUCUUUGGCCGUCACGUUCUAUGGAAUUGGAUACCAUAUGGAUACCGUCCCACCGGCAAAGCUGGCGACUAUGCAAUACAUUGUGUAUAUAUCACUAUGCGCAUACCUCUGGGUAGCCCUCGCCGUCAAAUCCAGCCUCACAGUCUUUAUAAUGCGGAUAUUCCCAACAAAGGCCAUCCGCCUCAUCGGCAUUGGCACAAUUAUAUUCAUGGUUCUGAUGACAAUAUCCGGCGAGCUGCCUCUGAUCCUCCAAUGCAGACCUGUUAAAGCAGCCUACGCUCCGCCAGCAAACGGGGAUUACAAGUGCUUUACAGCCAAGACAUUGAUGAACAUCCAGCUUUAUCAGGCGAUUCUCAUGUUCUUGGUAGACGUGGUUAUUAUCGUCAUGCCCAUGCCCACGAUCUGGAAGCUCCAGAUGCCGGUCCAGCGUCGGCUAGUUAUUAUGGGAUUGUUCGCGCUUGGGUUCGUUGCAUGUGCCGCCGGUUUGGCACGUAUCCCUCUCCUUGGUUACCAGGAGAAUACGAAAGAUUUUACCAGCGCUGGGGCCAUCCCCCUCAUCCUAAUGAACACCGAAUAUGCGCUUGGCCUGAUAACUGGAUCUCUUCCUUCGCUGCGAAUUCUAUUCAAGUUCAUCCCUGGACUGAAUAGUAGCAGAAAGACCAGCAAGUAUAGUCGGUCUCGCAGUCGUGAGUGGACUGGCGGCCAAGGCAACGCUGGAGGAUACCAAUUGAGUAGCCAGAGUCGCUGGAGUAAAAAGGUUCUUCCUAAGAGGGGAGCAGAUGGCGACAGUGUAGCCAGUGAAAGCGAGCAGAGGAUAUUCACGACAUCCAAAUCCUGA
Molecule: messenger RNA, 1053 nt
Organism: Aspergillus versicolor CBS 583.65
Lineage: Eukaryota; Fungi; Ascomycota; Eurotiomycetes; Eurotiales; Aspergillaceae
Exons: 6
Coding region: 1-1053 (350 amino acids)
Source: RefSeq, a predicted model, not a curated record